Messenger RNA from Plodia interpunctella (Indianmeal moth), 2907 nucleotides. RefSeq names its product IQ and AAA domain-containing protein 1-like. Bases 93 to 2747 code for a protein of 884 amino acids. The transcript has 19 exons. The record is from RefSeq and is a predicted model, not a curated record. NCBI's taxonomy places the organism in Eukaryota, Metazoa, Arthropoda, Insecta, Lepidoptera, Pyralidae. Gene Ontology annotation, molecular function: ATP binding; ATP hydrolysis activity.
CGCAACUGAUUAUCUUAAUGUCAAACGGAUCCAUUAUAUUUUUUAUGUUAAUAUAUUUAUGUUUCUAUUAAAAUAGAUAAAUUUUGUUAAAAAUGUCGAGUGAUUAUUUCUUUAGAAAAUGGAAGGACACAUUAUCUCAUUUGGAUGAUAUAGUGGAAAUCGAUAGUUUUUAUCAGGAGAUAAAAGUGAACGAUAAAACUCUUUGCCAAGCCUCUGAGAGGCUCUCGGGAAUGCUGGCCCUGUACAUCGCAGCCUUCAACGAUGCACUGGACUGCAAGCAACACAACGCGCAAGUCCAGAAAACACUUUACAUGGAGAACGUUGUCCACGCUGUUUCUCAGAGAAUCCUAGAACUCAAGACACAACUGCGUAAACUAGACGGGAGCAACUACCAGUUCCUAGCUAACGGCGCACGAGCACACAAGAUGUCUCCUUACGAGGCCGAGUUCAGUGGGACACCUGAUGAUGCGCCGAGAUCAGAGCUGUUGGACGCCAAGCUAGAGGAAAUAUUCAGAGCUGCGAAGGAAGAGAGAGAACGGAUUCGACUUGAACAAGAAAGAAAAGAGCAUGAAAAGGAAGGAGGUCAAGAGGCUGCAUGUUGGUGGGACGCUGAAGAGAUAGAGAAAGACAAGGAAGUUGAUGAUAAAGAGAAAUUAACAGAAGAGCAACUUAAAACGAUAGAAAUGGCUGCUAUGAUUCAGGCACAUGAAAGAUCCAGACAAGUCAUACGCAACAACACAAAAACAAAACAACAAAGAGAGAGGUGGGCGAAAGAGUUGGAGGGAGAGAUGCCGCCACCAGCGCGAUGGGAGUUGAGAGAUAGAGCGGCAAAACUGAUCCAGAUGGCAGGAAGAAUAUAUUUCGAAGCUAAAAGGAAGAAAAUCGAUGACUGUAAUCGUGAUAAGCUACUGGACAUACAGUACUGUUUACCACCCCAUUUGACAAGCAAACCUAAAUCUGAUAAGUUAAGAUCGUAUUGGACCGACACACGGAAGAAACAUACAAAAGACUGGAGAGUUUCAUUUGACACUUUCAAACAGAUUUACUUAAAAGAGCAAACUGCAGAACUAACUGAAUAUUACAGAGACGUUGUACGAGACUGGUUCUAUUCGUGGUUUCGUGAAAUCCAGUAUAUCCAUGACAUACCCGAAGAGACCGAAGGCGGGAUAGUGGCUAUAAUAAAGGACGAGAUGACCUCUCCUGGUGAAUGGCUUGAAGAGUACAAAAAAGCUCUUGAAAAAGAAAAGGCUGAUAAAGGGAAGAGCUCUCAGGAGAAAAAAUUUGCUGCUCAACAAGCGAAACGGGAGAAGAUGAUGCAGAAAAAGGAAGAACAAAUGAAAUUAAAGGCGCAAGCUCUUAUGAUGAAGAAACUAAUGAAAAACCCGAAUCAACAUCCCGGGUAUAAUUAUCCAAAAUCUGAUAAAUUGACUUAUAUUGUAGAGGCAAUGGAAAUAUAUCACACAAAUUGGGAUGAGCUAGAUGAAACAGAAAUAAAACUUGUUAAGAAAGGAUACAUAAAGGAUCUCGAUAUUUCUAAUGCUUGCAAAGAGGUUAAGACAGAAGUUUGCGAUUACGUUGAUGAGGACAUGAAAAAAGAGCUGAAACUACUGAGAGCAGCUUUGAAGACUGACUACACGAACAUGGGCGAAAAGAUGUUAGAACCAUUAAAAACAAAGAACAAGAAAGGAAAGAAGAAAAAGAAGCUCGAAGCUACAAUGAGUGAACAUAUUGCUGAGCAACUUCACGGCUUAGCUGUGAAAGAUAUUCUUAAACAGUAUCCUCGGACUUCGUUGGAAAACUUCUUUGGGGAUCAGAAUUUAGUUGGAGACGAUAUCCGCUGCUACUAUGGUCAAGCCUUGGCGUACGCUGGUGAAACCCGAAGCUUGUGGUGGGAGCGCUGUCGGGAUGUCGUCCACGGGAACCACAGGGUGCUCAUUGUUGGGCCGCCACGCAGCGGGAAGACUACGCUAGUUCACGCUCUGGCGUCGUUAAAUGAUGCGGUACUAUUCGAAGUAGAUCCCUGUGAGAUUCCAAGUAUUAUGAUAUCGGCAGUUUACCUGCAGCCCCUGGUGGCGGCCAUUGGCAAAUGUGCCGAAGUGUGUCAACCGUCCGUUAUCUUUAUCAAGAAUAUUCACAAGCUUUUCUAUAGCAAGAAACCUAAAGAAAUGGCCGAAGUUAAUACUAAUUUACUGACUUAUUAUUUCAUUAAAAAGUUGUUUAAGAGAUUCAACAAAACUGAUAAAGUGACAAUAAUAGGCACCUGCGUAGAACCCUGGCUGGUCAAAGCUGCCAAGCUUCUGAAACAGUUUCCAGUAGUUGUGCCCAUUCCUGACACGUGCUAUUCAACUGUCUACAAGAUAUUGUACGAGUGGGUCACCAAUGAACACAGCAUACCCAACGACCUGGACAUUCAGAGUUUAGCCCGGGAGCUGAAGGGCUACAGUCUCGGCUACAUCCAACAGUGUCUGAGGAACUUCCUGACUCCUGCGAGGAUCGUGCAUAUCGCAUCACACGGAUUGAAACCCCAAGAUGUCUACGAUUUCAUACUGGAAGACAACGAGGAGAUAAAAGUUGAAUAUGAAAAGUACCUGAAGUGGUACUUCGACAAGACUGCCUGGGGUCAGAAAGAGAUGAGACACUAUGAGGACCAGCUGGAGUUCAAGGCAGCAUUGGACAAGUACGCAGAGGCUGCGGCGAAGAAGAUGAAGACAAAAAGUGGCACGAGCAGUGCCGCUUCUUUGAAGUGAUGAACAUAAUAUAACAAAAUAAAAUUUUAAUAAAUUGAUACAUUUUCCAGCCGCCUGUCUACUUCAGCUUCGCCCACCAGUGGGUCCACGGUAAUUUUGUAUUUUCUUUUAAUUAUUAAACCUUGUCACUCGAAAUUAGUUUUGGAUAAUAAACAAAAAU